CCUACUUGUUGGACACGCAUGUGGGUGGAAUUGUCCGGACACUUCAGCGCGGGUCCGGAAAGUAUAAAAUGGCGGAGUCCGACAACACACACUCUUGUCUAGUUUCGUUAUUUUACAACGCUCCCCGCAUUGAUUGAAUUGUUAUCACCGAGACCCUUCACGAGGAGGAUCAAAUAGACAAAAAUGGACUAUAAUGCGCUCUUCAGAGUCGAUGGCAUGGUGGCCGUCAUCACCGGUGGAGGCACUGGCAUCGGCCUCAUCAUGGCUAAGGCUCUCGCCACCCAUGGCGCCGCGAAGGUGUACAUCCUGGGACGGCGUCUCAAUGUGCUCGAAGACGCCGCCAAGGGUCAUCCCAACAUAAUCCCGCACAAGUGCGAUGUCACCUCGAAGGAAGACCUCCAGGCGGCUGUCGACCGCGUCACCAAGGAGGUCGGAUACGUCAAUCUCGUCGUCGCCAACUCCGGCGUCGUCGGGCCCUCGGUCCGCUACAAUCCGUCCCUUUCAGUCUCGGAGCUGCGCAAGGUUCUCUUCACCGACUUUUCCAUGGGAGACAUGACCGAGGUCUUGAAUGUCAACGUCACUGCCGCCUUCUUCACCAUGUCGGCUUUCCUCGAGCUGCUCGAUGCCGGGAACAAGAACGCGCUCAAGGGCGGCUUUGGCAAGCCCGACAAGGAGGGAAGCGAUGUAGUAGCCAUCCAGAGCCAGGUCGUCUUCACCAGCAGCAUUUCCGCCUACAGCCGACACUACGCUUCCUCGCCUCCGUACAUGGCAAGCAAAGUCGCAAUCAUGCACAUCACAAAGCACGCCAGUAGCCAGCUAGGCAGACUUGGCAUCCGUGCCAACGGCCUGGCCCCGGGAUUGUUUCCUUCGGACAUAGCAGCGGGAAUGAUUGGUGACCGCAAGCCUGAGAACGAGGCGACUGAUGACGAGAGGUUCAUUCCUGCCCGAAGAUUUGGCGGGGACGAGGAAAUGGCCGGGACUAUCUUGUACCUUGCGGGUCGCUCUGGAAGCUACUGCAAUGGUUCCAUCAUGGUUACAGAUGGCGGUCGGUUGAGCCUCAUGCCCGCCACAUACUAGAUAUCAAAAUGGGCCUAGAACAACGGGUUUCUAUCCAUAGAAAUGGGCCAAGGACUAGAAAUUAGAAGAAUAGGACUUCUAUGGACUUCCCCGUGCUGGGCCAGCUGAAUCAUUCUACGUAGCACGGAGCCAGACAAAGUUAAAACGACCGGACAUAGCACGCAGAUGAAUUGGAUUUGGAUAUGGUUAUUGCACAGAGCUGUGUGCAAGUCCACACAGGCUACUAGCUGUUCGUGAACAUGACGAGUACUUGAAACCAUAUCUAAUGUUAUACGAAGCAGAUGCAAUGAC
Molecule: messenger RNA, 1368 nt
Organism: Colletotrichum navitas
Lineage: Eukaryota; Fungi; Ascomycota; Sordariomycetes; Glomerellales; Glomerellaceae
Product: short chain dehydrogenase
Exons: 3
Coding region: 184-1077 (297 amino acids)
Source: RefSeq, a predicted model, not a curated record